Molecule: messenger RNA, 4101 nt
Organism: Pseudophryne corroboree (corroboree frog)
Lineage: Eukaryota; Metazoa; Chordata; Amphibia; Anura; Myobatrachidae
Gene: NT5C1B
Product: 5'-nucleotidase, cytosolic IB
Exons: 6
Coding region: 251-1606 (451 amino acids)
Biological process (GO): nucleotide metabolic process; adenosine metabolic process
Cellular component (GO): cytosol; cytoplasm
Molecular function (GO): magnesium ion binding; nucleotide binding; 5'-nucleotidase activity
Source: RefSeq, a predicted model, not a curated record
UGACAGUUAGGAGCCGAUUGGCUGGUGCUUUAUCACAGUGAUAUUUAUCACUUUUCAAGCUUAGUACAUCUGGCCCAAUACGUCACAUCUAUCUCUCUGCCCCCGGGUGAGUCAGGCAGCCAGUGACAGCAGGAGCAGAGGGCGUUGGUUCUGCAGCAGCUGAAGUUCCGAUCCCUCCUGUCUCUUGUCUCUGCUAACAAGGAAGUGUCCCGGGCGCCUCCGCAGUGACACAGCAUUGCUGCACCUCCAGAUGCGAUACGCUGUCACUGUACUCAGUGCACUGCAGCGCAGGGACCAGAGAGCAGCAGCAGCAGCAGCGCCAGGAGAGGGCUGCAGAACCCCAGGCACCAGCAGAGCCCCGAGGGACAGCGCAAUGAGCGCAGCCAAAGUGCCCACUGCAGCAGCGGACAGCGCGCAGCCGGCAUCGCCCCCCAAGCCCGCAGAGACCGGGGGGGACCCGCACAGCUCCGCCUCCGCCAAGGCCUUCCAUGACAGCUUGGCACCCACCAAGAAGCCCAGGAUACCCAAACCCGAGAAUGCAGUGACCAUCGCGGUGUCCUCCCGGGUGCUCUUCAACAUGGUGGAGGAGAGGACGAUGUACGAGGAGGAGGGGGUGGAGAAGUAUGUGCUGUACCAGCAGCAACAGGAGGAGAUCCCACUGAAACCAGGCCCUGCAUUCCCCUUUGUCAAGGCGGUAGAAGAGGUUAACAAGCAGCUGCGGCUCCUUUACCCAGAUAGUGAACAACUCUUUGACAUCGUGCUGAUGACCAAUAACCACGCACAGGUCGGCGUACGGCUCAUAAACAGCAUUAAUCACUACGGUCUGAACAUCGAACGUUUCUGCAUGACGGGAGGUCAAAGUCCCAUCGGUUACCUGAAAGCUUACGUCACUAACCUGUAUCUAUCGUCAGACUCGGAGAAGGUACAAGAGGCCAUUGAGGCAGGUAUUGCAGCCGCCACUAUGUUUAUAGGAAAGAAAGACGUUUCUCUGUCGGAACAGCAGCUCAGAGUGGCGUUUGAUGGCGACGCGGUUCUGUUUUCUGACGAGUCUGAGAUCAUUGUGAAACAGGGUGGUUUGGAUUGCUUCUUUGAACAUGAGAAGAAGUUUGAGAACAAGCCACUGGCACAGGGGCCGUUGAAAUGUUUUCUAGAAGCACUUGGAAAGCUCCAAAGGAAAUUUCACGCUAAAAACGCCCGUCUGGAUUGCCCCAUAAGGACCUACCUUGUGACGGCCAGGAGUGCUGCCAGCUCUGGGGCCCGAGCCCUGAAGACCUUGCGCGCCUGGGGUCUGGAAGUUGACGAAGCGCUAUUCCUCGCAGGGGCCCCAAAGGGCCCGAUUUUGGACAAGAUAAGACCUCACAUUUUCUUCGAUGACCAGAUGUUUCACAUCGAAGGUGCCCAAGAGCUGGGAACUGUUGCAGCGCACGUACCAUAUGGGAUUGGCCAGAAGUAUAAUAAAUCCACAUUAAAGGAAGAUAAAAAGGAGGAAAAUCAAAAGGAGGAAGGCAAAAAGGGGGAAAAUAAAAAGGAGGAAAUCAAAAAAGAGGAAAAUAAAAAGGAGGAAAACAAAAAGGUGGAAAGCAAAAAGGAACCAGAAAAGAAAUAAGACUAUCAAGUUAUUCUUUGUAACUAGAUUUGCAUAUAGGUGAUCCAGUAUAGGAUUAAAGCAGGUUAUCAAGCUUAAUCCCCAAACUGCAUACUGGGUUAUCUAAAUAUAUCUGCUGAUAGUCUAUACAGUACUCUUGUGUACAUGGAAUGCUCUUAAAAUGUAAAUAUUGAAAACAUAAGUUCAGGCAGCCAUUUUGUGGUUCAUUUAUUAUUAAUGUCAUUGGUUUCAGGUGAAUGAUGUGCAUAAAAUGGCUGCCUUCACUGUAAGUAGGAUAUUACCCAGGUGGUGGCAGAGCUGUAAUUAUAACUUGUGCCUUAACUUUUUCAGUGCCUUUAAUUAAUGGCCUUUGUGCAGUGCUUGGUCUAAGAGCUGGGAUUGUCAUGUACUACUUUUAUAGGGCUGCAUGAUAUCGCUUGCAAAAAUGACAGCCUUGUAUGAGAGAGAGAGCUUCACCUUCAGAGAAUUCAAUUGCCAAAGCUGAUUUGUUUAUUGAGGCCUUUAAAUACAGCGACAAUCUGUACUGUGUUAGAUACACCUAUCUAUUGCAGAAACCUCAGCUUAUCUGUUGUUGUAGGCAGGCCAACAUUUCCAGAAGCUGGAGUUCUACUUUAAGGUAAAUUGCAUGAAGUCCAUGAGUUAGAUGUGACUACCGUAAUCCAUUCAGUGCAGUGGCAGGUUGUUUUUCAGGUUAAUAAAUGGAAAGCACAGGUAAAAGAAUUUGACUAAACUUACUUUGCAAACUAGCCUUUAAUCAUACACAAUAUAAUGUGUUGCCAGUUCAGGGAUUAUUCCACAAGUGUCCUUAUGUAACCUUGCAAUCCUGACCCCAAGAGACCUGGUCAAUGUCCAAUUUAAUCACAUACGUGUAUUGUAAAUUGGAUAAGACUUUUUUACUUGUAAGUCAGGCAGGCGGCCGGAUCAUUUUGGUAGCAUCACUUGGGAAUGACUGGAAGGUGACCCCCACAAUGGGCAAUAAUCGCCGUCUCACACAGCACUUAGCAUGCCCGAACGCUAUUCUGUUUUGAUAAGAUCAUUUCCAGGUACCGUGGCUGUUUUUUGGGUCACACUCACAAAGCCAGUUGCCUGAUACCGCACUAAGGGGUAGAUGUAUUAAGUCUGGAGAAGUGAUAAAGCAGUGAUAAGUGCAAGGUGAUAACGCACCAGCCAAUCACCUCCUGUCAAUUUACAUAUUGGAGCUGAUUGGCUGGUGCGUUAUCACCUUGCACUUACCACUGCUUUAUCAUUCUCCAGGCUUAAUACAUCUGCCCCUAGUGGCCGGCUUAAAUCACUGGGGGUCAUUUACUAACAUGCUGCAAGUGUCAUAACCCAACCAAUCAGAAAGCUGCUUUUCCUUACUCUGUGCUCCUCAAAACAUGUUCAUGUUGCCAACAGUUGUCUCAUUUAUUUAUUGUAUUUUCUUGUAAACACGCUUAUGUUAUAAUAUUGCAGUUAUUGAGUGUGGAUUCAUGAAAAGAAUAUGAGACACUGGGGCAAGUCAGCACUUUUUAUUUUAAUUCUCUACUAAAAUACAUUAUGCAUAUCAUGUCCACUGUGUAUAUUUUAUUCUCCCUUUUAAUAAUGGACACCUGAAUUGUGGUGGCACGUGGAGCCUAAAAUGUGUCCCGGAAUAUUGGCUGGAAAUCUCUGGACGACUCCGUGUUGGUUGCUAUGGGUUACUACACAUUUGCUGCAUAUUAAUAAAUUGUCCCGUUUUGUUUUUGCCCCCAAAAAUAUAAAAUCUACCUAGAAAUGUUAGAUUAGUGUAAUUUAAUUAACAAAUCCAUUCUCUUCGCACUUUUCAUCAUACUAUUGUUAAGGGGAUCAUUAAAUCCAUUCUCUUCGCACUUUUCAUCAUACUAUUGUUAAGGGGAUCAUUUAGCUCUUAUUUUUUUGUUUUUUGCCUAAUGUUUUACUGGAGGGCUUUUUGGGUAAUAUGUUGCCUUUCAUUGUUUCAUGCUGUUUUACAAUGAAAGAUAAGUAUAUACUAUACAAAUACUUGUAUAUUUGUAUUGCUAUGAGUACUUUAUGGAAGUACUGGGGAAAUAGUAUUUUGUAUUGUUAUGUAUAUCAGUUGUGUGUUUUGCAUGUUCUUGUUGACACAUUGAGAUAACACAGUAUCACUUAAUUGUCUCGGAUCCCCAUAUGUGAAUGUGGUAUGCCUUGGUGGAUAAGCCUAACGUGUAAGUAGUAGCACCUCUCGCCAUUGGCUCAAUCCACAGCCAGGUUUACACGGUUACCAGCUGAUACUGUUGUCAUGGUGACCUCACAUUGGUUAUCUUUACAUUGCUUAGAAAGGGCCGGAUGCAAGGGACAAUGUUUACAUGACAAAAUACUAGUCAGUCGAUUUUUUAUGAUGUUACCUGUUAUCUUUUAUCCUUACUCUCAGUUGUUUUUUACACUUGGAAAUAUAGAAAAGAAAAACUUUUUCUACACAUUAUAUUCUGCAAUGUUUUAUGUUCAUUCAAAUAAACCUGAAGUUUAUUUUAUCAUCA